AUGUCCCUGGUGCAAUAUUCCGACUCCGAGUCAGAUGCCGACCAACCCGCAUCACCUCCCGCCAAGAAACCCCGCCAUGAAGCUCCCUCAAGAACUCCCGCACUGCCCCCAUUACCAGCAGCCUUCCACGACCUCUACGCCUCGAGCACGCGCGUCAGUGUAAAAGAUGACCCAAGCCUUCAUGGCGGCCGCAAACGCGUCAUACCCCAUGUGGAAGGCAACUGGCCGACACAUGUCUAUGUGGAAUGUCUAAUGGAUGAGGCGACAGGGUACCCGGCCAAGGAUGAGCUCGCGCUCCUUGCAGACUUGAUAGAUCGUGCACAGCGACUCCCAACCCUGUCCGAUGACAGCGAUACUGCUACCGCCAGUACCCCGCGCCUGCACAGUCUUUUGCACAGUGACCUGGGUGCCCAGCUCCCGCUGCACAUCAGCUUAUCAGCCCCCGUGGUACUACGUACCGAGCAGCGUGCCUCGUUCACCGACGCCCUGACCAGGAGUAUACGGGAGUCUCACAUUCCACCUUUCACCGUCACCCCGGACACUCUCAAAUGGGUAUCCAACCACGAGCGCACACGCUGGUUCCUAGUCCUUCACGUUACGCGCCCAGAUUCUAAUGGUCUGAAUCGCUUACUUGCGUUAUCGAAUCGCGCCCUGGCGGCCUUUGAUCAACCAUCGUUGUAUGCGUCCUCGCGUGAUACCUGCCGGAACCGUGCGCUGGUUGAACAGGACCGAGGACAGGUCUUGAGUGGGUCUGUUGGGGACUGCUCGGAUUGCUUUCAUGUUUCGUUGGCGUGGAGCUUGGUCGAGCCUAGUAAAGAGGAGGAGGAGCGUGUGGAGGGGUUGGAGUUGGGAGGUGUGCGGAGGAUGAAGGUUAGAUUUGAGAGUGUAAAGGUUAAGAUUGGGAAUCAUGUUGAGAGUGUCGUGCUUCCGGUUGAGAUUUGA
This is a messenger RNA of Penicillium daleae, 942 nucleotides long. RefSeq names its product HVSL domain-containing protein. Bases 1 to 942 code for a protein of 313 amino acids. The record is from RefSeq and is a predicted model, not a curated record. Gene Ontology annotation, molecular function: 3'-5'-RNA exonuclease activity. The transcript has 3 exons. Lineage: Eukaryota; Fungi; Ascomycota; Eurotiomycetes; Eurotiales; Aspergillaceae. Gene Ontology annotation, biological process: U6 snRNA 3'-end processing. Gene Ontology annotation, cellular component: nucleus.